Molecule: messenger RNA, 1422 nt
Organism: Naegleria gruberi
Lineage: Eukaryota; Heterolobosea; Eutetramitea; Acrasida; Naegleriidae
Product: aspartyl-tRNA synthetase
Exons: 1
Coding region: 1-1386 (461 amino acids)
Biological process (GO): aspartyl-tRNA aminoacylation
Cellular component (GO): cytoplasm; cytosol; aminoacyl-tRNA synthetase multienzyme complex
Molecular function (GO): RNA binding; aspartate-tRNA ligase activity; ATP binding
Source: RefSeq, a predicted model, not a curated record
AUGACUCAACACUUGUAUGGAGAUAAACCAUUUUCUUCUUCCGAUGAGUUGCAAUCGAUCAGCAGUAUUAGAAUUAAUGACAUUAGAAUUGAGGAAAUUAAUAAAUCAAUGGAGGGAGAAACGAUUCGCUUGAUUGCAAGAGCUUCAAGAGUUGUAAAAAAGGGAAAAUUAUGUUUUGUUCGGUUGAGAAGAAACUCACAUUCGAUACAGGCAUGUUUCCUUGCAAAAAAUGAUCAAGAAAGGGAAAUGGUUAAAUAUAUUGGAGGAAUUCCUCAUGAAUCAAUAGUGGAAGUUGUUGGAAUAAUUGUUAUGAGAAAGAGUAAGAGUAAUGAAACUGUUUCAGAGUUGGAAUUGGAAAUGAAAGAGAUUUAUUGUUUAUCAAGAGCUCAAAAAUUGGAUUAUGAAUUGGAUGAAUUGGAAGAUAUGAGGCAGAGUAGGUCCUUACAUACUAAGAGAUAUGUCAGCUUGCGACAUUCCUUUAUGCAUCAUAUUUUCAAAUUGCAAUCUUUAAUUGGAAGAAAGUUUUGUGAAUAUAUGUAUUCGAAAGAUUUUACAGAAAUUCACACACCUCACAUUGUUAAAAAUCAAAGUGAUAAUAAUAUAUCCAGUUUUACUUUUGAUUAUUUUGGUAAUAGUGUUGAAUUGACCACCUCUUCACAUCUACAUCAACAAUUAGCUAUUCAUGGUGGAUUGGAUAGAGUAUUUGAGAUUUCUUGUGCAUUUGAAAAGCACCAUGGCUGUACGCAUGUACACUUGAACGAAAAAACAACAUUGAAUUUUGGAAUGACUAUUGCCUCUCACUACCAUGAAGUAAUAUCUGUGGUGAAAGAGUUAUUGAACUAUAUUAUUGAUGAAAUAUCAGAAUAUGAAGGAUUGGAAGUAAUUGCAAAGCAUAACUCAAGGGGUCUAGAAAAAUUAAAGAAAACAGAAAUUUUGGAGCUCACAUUCAAAGAAGCUGAUGCCCUAUUGAUAGCCAAUUGUUCAGAAAAUGAAUUUGGUGGAUUUAUGGCACUUAGAGAAGUAGCAAGUUACUUUAAAGAUUAUACUGACAUUUUGAUUAUUCAAAAUAGUGCACAUGAAGAAGUUGGUUGUUUUGAAAUGCCAAGUUCAACUGGAAAGGGCUUUAACAAUUUCAUCAUUCUUAUUAGAGGAAUUGUUGUUGGACGUGGAUGCCAAUAUAUUCACGAUGAGGAAUUGUUGAAGCAUCAGGUUCGCUGUCAUGCCCCUGAUCUAGUAUCAGCUUUGAAAUAUGGUGCUCAACCUUGUGGUGGAUGUUCAAUUGAUUUAGAGUUAUUCUUAAUGCAAUUCCUUCAAUUAAGCAAUGUUCGAUUCACCUCUCUAUUUCCAAGAGCUCCCACUAUCUAUGAAAAUGAGCAACUACUUUAAUAAUUAAGUAAUUUUUAUAAAAAUUGAUAUUAUUCG